AUGGGGUCUACAGCUGUGAGGGCUGCAAGGGCUUCUUUAAGAGAACAGUUCGGAAGGACCUUACAUAUACCUGCAGGGACAACAAGGACUGCCUGA
Staurois parvus is the source of this 96-nucleotide messenger RNA. NCBI's taxonomy places the organism in Eukaryota, Metazoa, Chordata, Amphibia, Anura, Ranidae. The record is from the annotation of a GenBank genome assembly.